CUCCUACCGAUAGUAUCAAAAUAUCUUCUCACAAAAGAAAAUUUCCUUUUACGUGGACUCUCUUGGAGUAUUGGACGAAAAAUCAAUGGAAGUGACACAUCAAAUUCUACGGCGGGAGUUUGAGUUCUAACUUCGUUGUAAGUUUCUAACACAGCCGACAACCUUGCCACUUUUCCAACUCUCAUACUUUCGUUUCAUUCACGACUCCCAAAUCCCAAUUCUCCCACAUUUUUUACACACAUAUACAUAAUAUAUACUUCAUAGUUCAUACUCACCCCAAAAAAAAACUACCAAAUUCCUAAUUUCAGUUGAUUGCUUGCCCGAAAAACAUCAAAAACUGCAAUGGCAAUUAUGAAUAAACCUUUGAAACCUCAUUUCACUCUCUCUCCUCCAUAUCUCUCAUCUCCCUUUCUUGCAAAACCCACCCAUAUUUUCAAGAAAUGUUCCCUUAAUUUUAGGGUAUAUAACUUUAAUCCCACUUCAUCUUCUAAUAAGAUGUCUUAUCCUUCUACUCAACCUUCUUCUUCUUCUAUGGUUUCUGAGAUGGGACCCACCGUUUUUAAGGGUGUUUCUUGUGAUCCCAAGCAAAUGGAGGAAGCUCUUGAGAAGGUUAUUUACAGCUGUCGAUUUGUGACAUUUCUUGGGGUUUUCGGUUCCUUAAUCGGGUCUAUUCUUUGCUUUGUCAAGGGUUGUAGCAUUGUGGGAGCAUCUUUCUUUGAACACUUUGCAAAGAGUGGGAAGGUGAUAGUCUUGCUGGUUGAGGCGAUUGAUGUUUAUUUACUGGGAACAGUGAUGUUGGUCUUUGGAAUGGGUCUCUAUGAGCUCUUUGUGUCCAAUCUUGACAUUGCGAAGUCACUAUCAGAAGCGAAGCAUCGGUCAAACUUGUUCGGCUUAUUUCCUUUAACGGAACGGCCAAAAUGGUUGGAAAUCAAAUCAGUAAACGAGCUCAAGACGAAGGUCGGACAUGUGAUUGUGAUGCUGCUCCUGAUAGGAUUGUUUGACCAUAGUUUUCGGGAUCUUGAGGGUCCCUAGUUUUCUGGAAUUUAUUCUCUUCCCAUGUUGUGAGUAGCAGUGAUGAUGAGCCUAACUUGUUCGUGAACAAUUCAAGAUCGGCUCGGUCAAAGGUCGGAUCAUGGUGGCUCGGCUCGGUCAAAGGUCGGAUCAUGGUGGCUCGGCUCGGAUUCAGGCUCGACUCGAGAGUUAACGAGUGGAGCUGAGCUACGCAAAGGUCGGCUCGAAAGCUCGUGAACAUACUCGAUUAUACUUUUAUAUAAAAAAAUAAAAUUUUUUAUACAUAUACCGAUAUACGUAUAGAUCUCAAAGAAAACGUAUAAAUCUCAAAUAUUAGCAGAAAAGGAAAAACAAAGAGAACAUGUAAAAACUAGGGUGAUAAAGAGUUAAGCCUGUUCGUGAAGAGUUCGAACUCGGCUCUAACAAAGUUCGGCUUGUUAAGCUUUGAGCUCGACUCAAGCUUGAUAAACUUAAACGAACACAAGCUAAGCAGACUAUAGUUUGAACUCGGCUCGACCGACAAGCAUCCCUAGUUGCGAGUACUAAUGGCUAUAUUAAUGUGUUUUCUAUUAAAAGUUGCCGCUAGAGUAUGCCAAAUUCCCUAAUUAAGGAUGUAAUACUGUUCACAAUAAUAUAUAGACAAGGUUUGUACAAGGUGAACAAAAGCGACCUAAUUAUGCAUAACUAAAAAAAGCUUAACAAAGACAAAUUAUCUAGAAAAUUUACCUACUACCAGACCUCCAUAGUCGUGGUGUGAGGAAAACAAACGAUGGAAUUGAAUUGAUCAAUUAAGAGACAGGAAGGAAGGGCGACCUUUGAUGAAGAUAUCGGUAGACACAAACUUGACUAAGGAUCACUCUUUGACAAACAAAAUGACAUAAAUUAAACGUGAUUUGUGCACUGGUGGUGGAUAGACUUAUUACUCGAUAGUUCAUAGUACAAACAUUGUCAUGGAAAACAAUAGUAGUACCACACAAUGUACGACGCAACAUUAGAGUAAAAUUGCACAACCAAGAGGUUUCAAGAACAAGGAAUUGGCUAAGCUAUGGUACCUUCCCUCAACAUUAGAGCGGGAAAAAGUUGGUGGUCGCUUGAACAUCAAUGAAAGCAAGUUUUGCGGAGGAAGAUGCAUGAACGACGACUGUUAGGAUCAGACAUUUUAUUCAAUCCAGGUUGGAGAGGGCAACAAGACUCUGACUGUGCAUCAAGAUGCAAUGGACCCCUAAAUGGCGAUGUAUUUACUCAUGGUUAGUAGAUGAUGCUCUCGAGGGUCAUGCGUACUCAGAAAUUUGACAGGUAUUGGGCAAUGCCGACAGGACCGUGGUUCGGUGAUGAGUCUGAGACAGAGACCAUAAGACUAGAGUAUACACAAAGCUUAGUUUUGUGUCAACAACGUAGAGGAGCAAUGGUCAUUUUUCAAUAAUUUAUUGGUGCUCGUUGUAAAAUUUCCAAGGUAUGUUUCUUCUACAAAAGAAACAAGGCAGCCUAGCUAUGUUUGACCUAGAUUUCAAGAAAUAAUUGAGGAGACUGUGGUCUGUCAUGGAAAACUCUUAGCUCUGAUACCAUAUAGGAAUAUGAUCAUUCUCUUUCAUUAUGUUCACUGUU
Molecule: messenger RNA, 2616 nt
Organism: Beta vulgaris subsp. vulgaris (sugar beet)
Lineage: Eukaryota; Viridiplantae; Streptophyta; Magnoliopsida; Caryophyllales; Amaranthaceae
Exons: 6
Coding region: 343-1032 (229 amino acids)
Source: RefSeq, a predicted model, not a curated record